Papilio polytes (common Mormon) is the source of this 4628-nucleotide messenger RNA. It is a transcript of the gene Usp20-33, whose product is annotated as ubiquitin carboxyl-terminal hydrolase 20. Gene Ontology annotation, biological process: protein deubiquitination. Gene Ontology annotation, molecular function: cysteine-type deubiquitinase activity; zinc ion binding. NCBI's taxonomy places the organism in Eukaryota, Metazoa, Arthropoda, Insecta, Lepidoptera, Papilionidae. The coding region runs from base 258 to 3014 and encodes 918 amino acids. The transcript is spliced from 19 exons. The record is from RefSeq and is a predicted model, not a curated record.
UGUGAACCUGACUUUUUGCUCGUCACGGAACAUUUUGUUGUAGGAAAUUUCUGUAAUUUUAAUUCAAUAAUUAGCUUUAACUACGAAAUGUUUCUUUUUAAUCAAUUUCUUUUUUAUUUCUUGAUUUUUCCUGAUUUUUUCUUACUGUCUUGUGAAGUGUAGAAAAUGACAUUUCCUGUAUUUACAAAAGCUUUGAUACAUUGAAAUUUUCUUCGUAUUUACGUAUAAUUCGGAACAAAACCUUGCUGCUUCGCGUGAUGGAUAAGGGCGUGACUUGUGAGCAUCUUAAUAAGUUGGUUGAUGUACUUGGGAAGGAAUUAUGGCAAUCAAGCGAGGAGUUAACAUGUUUCGACUGUGGUGCCUGUGGACCCAAUCUCUGGAUCUGCCUGCAACCUGACUGCCAUCACAUCGGCUGCUCUGAAGUUAAAAAUGACCAUAGCACAAUACAUCAAAAGAACUAUACUUCACAUUGUGUGCAUAUGAACGUUUCCACUGAGAGGAUAUGGUGUUAUUUGUGCGAAAAGGAGGUGCAUAUAAGAGCGGCUGUUGCCCAUGCGGCGAUGUGUCCGGACUCGACGACGUUAGACAGUUCUAUCGGCGCGAGGCUUGGCAGCUACGGCAUCAGCGGAGAUGAUGACCUGGAUCCUGAUGAUAUGGACUAUGAUGAUGAUACCCAGUCUAGAGGUCUGGUGGGUCUGCAGAACAUGGGCAACACGUGCUACAUGAACGCGGCGCUGCAGGCGCUCAGCAACUCGCAGCCCUUCACCUCCUACUUCCUGGAGUGCGCGGCCGCCGUCGCCGUCUUAGCCGGCGAUAAGAAACCGGGACUAAGCAGAGCAUACCAAAAAUUAAUCAAAGAAAUGUGGAGUAAGAAAACUAGAGGCUAUCUUGUACCUAAUGGUAUAUUAUAUGGUAUACGGAAUGUAUACCCGAUGUUCCGCGGCUACCAGCAGCACGACACGCAGGAGUUCCUGCGCUGCUUCAUGGAUCAGUUGCACGAGGAACUCAAAGAACCGAUGUGGGAGACGUCUGCGUGCUGCGAGGCGGACGGAGACCACUCGAGCGGGCGCGUGCACGUGCGCCGCCGCGCCGCGUCCUCCGGGGCUAGUGACGCGCCGUACUUCGUGCGCACGCGCCGCGCCUCCCCCGCCAGCGAGGGCAGACCCACGGGAUACAACAGAGUGCAAUCAAGUACGGAAGGAGGGAACUCCCGUCACAGGAGGUCUGCGAGUUUCGCGGGCACUCACCAGUUCACAUACAACGCCCUCACACAUACAAUUAACGGUGCAGCAGAUUCUCAGCGGGACGUAGGCUCGGAGUCGGAGUUGUCGUGUUCCAGUGAACCUGACGAGAGAUACGAGACCUGUUCCAGCGGCAGCGAGCCGCCCGACACGCGGAUAGACUCGCCGGAGUCGUUUUGUAGGAGCAAGUUGUGCGGAGGAGCGGGCGGCGGCGACGGCGGUCGCGGCGCGCGCUACCGCAGCAUCGUGUCUGACGUGUUCGACGGAAAACUGCUCUCCUCUGUGCAGUGUCUCAUCUGUGACAGGGUGUCGACGCGUGUAGAAACAUUCCAAGAUCUAUCUCUGCCGAUACCAUCGCGGGAACAUCUCGCGGUGUUAAGAUGUCAGCAGCCGAUAUUGAACCAUCAUGUGCAACAUAGUUCACAGGAAUCCUGGGUUUGGUGGGUACUGAGCUGGCUAAGGUCGUGGUUCUACGGCCCUGUCGUCUCGCUACAAGACUGUCUGGCGGCUUUCUUCAGUGCGGACGAACUCAAGGGCGAUAACAUGUACAGCUGUUCCCGCUGCAAUAAGCUGCGAAACGGCGUGAAGAUGUCGGGUGUGGUUCGUCUGCCGGAAGUUCUCUGUGUACAUCUGAAGAGAUUCAGACACGAGUUAAUGUUCAGUGCUAAAGUCGCUGCAAGGGUGUCAUUCCCCAUAAAUGACUUAAAUAUGGCACCAUAUACACAUAAAGAAUGCACGUCACAUAUAUCGCGGUACGCCCUGAGCGCGGUGAUCUGUCACUCGGGCACGGCGGGCGGCGGACACUACACGUGCGUGGCGCGCUCGCCCGCCGGCUGGCACGCGUUCGACGACGCCGCCGUGCUGCCCGUGCCCGCACACCACCUCGCCGCUUGCGAGGCUUAUGUGCUGUUUUACAGGAAAGUAAACCCUCAGAUGACAUUACUACGACAGAAGGCAGCGGAAAUUCUCGAGUCGACGAAUGUGGAGCCCAACGAUAUCAAGUUUUAUAUUUCCAAGCAGUGGCUUAACAAAUUCAAGACGUGGGCGGAGCCGGGCCCCAUCGAGAACGGGGACUUCGUGUGCGUGCACGGCGGCGUGCGGCCCGAGCGCGCGGCGCAGCUGCACGCGCUGGCCGCCGUGCUGCCGCAGCCGCUCUGGCAGUUCCUGCACAACACGGAAAUAGACGGCAUCACAACAUAUUCACUGAAACCCGGGUCCGAUCACGCUCAACUCAGUGAAGAACUAUGGAGAUUCUUCACCGGCAUAUACGGCGGUGGUCCUGAGGUCCGGCUGCGCUCUCCGGUCACACACGACAGGGACCACAGGGAACGAGACCACAGGGAAAAAGACCACACAUUCACAAGAAGACUAUCAAGGAAAUACUCCGAAUCCGACAGAGAGGAAUACUGCACCAAAUCAACAUCAGAAAUGAAUAUAAGAGAUUCAAUACAUAACGAAUUACAGAAGAACCAAUCUCUACAGAAUAUCAACAGACGGCACAGAGUAAGAUCAACGGAAUCAGACGAGGACGUUAGGUAUAAAAGUUACACAAAACGUCAUGAAACUAACGGAAAUUGUGAUUCUGAUGAAGAAAUGGAUACUCAGCCGUACGGGAAUACGAUACGAAUGGAGAAUGGUAUUGAUAGUUCUGAAAAUGACGCGAAUGACAACCCAGUGUACACAAACAAAUUGACGGAUAAUGAUUUCAAUAUUGACAUAAAGAAUAGAAAGUCGGGUAAAGUGAGGAAAAGUAGGCGAAGGACGGUGAAAUGAUUUCUCUUGGCUUUUCAAUUCGUUUACAGGUUAUGUAGGCGUGGGUGACAGCACUGACUCGUCUGGCCCGGUGUACAAAAGGCCACAUUAAUUUUAGAUUCAUAGUGAUCGUCUACUUAAAAACAUAGAUUAAAAAGAAUCGAUUCAUUAUAAAUCGAUUUUAAUAUAAAAAUCGAUGUUAUCAAUUCGAUUACGUUGUUACUGUUUCGUCACAAGUAACGACUUUCGUUUGACAUAAUAAAAAUAUAAUCGAAAAAUUUAAAAAAUUAAACUAUAAUGUAGUAAAAAAAUAUUUUAUGCCCAGUUUUAGUGUUAAAUCUAGAAGUGUCAAAUGUGAUCUAUUAAAAAGGUCUUGAAAUAUCAAAAAAAGUGCAAUAUUUUUUUUAUCGUAUUGUUACUUGUUUUGUGUAAUUCUAUAUAUCUGUGGUAUGUUUUAUGUUUUCUGACAGGACGAAUGAUGACAGCGCCUCACCGGGCCAGAUUAGUUAAUCCGACUACCUUUGGUGACUGGUGUUUAACUUGUUAGAUGAAUAUCCAAUUUAAAAAAAUAUAAUUAUUUUUAAAUGUUACCAAUGAAAUAAAAGCAAAUAAUAAAAAAUAUAGUUCAAUUAUAAAGCCAUUCCGGCUAGCAAUUAUUGUUACAUACAAAAUGCAGUGGACAUUAGAUAAUUAAAAAUAUGACGAAUCGAUGUAUCAAAUAUUUGAUCAAUAUCGAUAUUGAAAUAUUUCAAAUAUAACAUCGAUGUUGUGAUUAACUUAGGGAUAUCGAUUUUUGUUUGGAAAAUUUGAAAUGGAAAGCAAUAUAUAUAGUAAUAUUGAUGUGCUGCUUUUUCGGUAUUUGAUAGUUAUGUAAUUAUAAACUUUAUUAUAAUAAUAUACCACCGAUAAGGUCAAAAAUACAUAGAUAAUAAUAACGACAAUGUUAUUUAAACAAAAAAUAGUAAAAUCAAUAUGAAAACUUUUAAAAUGUACAUGUAAAUAAUAUUUUAAUUCUAUUAAAUUAAUUAAAAUCUUGACAUCAGUUGAUUUUGCUCGAAACAUUGUUUUGCAAAUCGAAUAUCGAUAUGGUUAUAUAACAUCGAUUUUUAAUUGUUAAAAAUCGAUUUCUUGCAUUUAUCCGGCACAUUUUGGCGCCAUCUUUGUUACGAAGCGAUUUUUCUAGAAAAUAUAUACUAAAUACCGCGGCCUGCCGCUCGCGCGGUGUUUAUUUUAGUACAAUUUUGUUUUUUUAGUAUAAAUUCAGAUCUAGAUAAAUUUUAGAUUUUCAUGUUCGAUGUUUCUAUAUUGUCGGAUUAUAUUUACAAUAUUGAUGUAUAUGUGUAAAUGUAAAAUUUUAUAGUAAUCGUAGAUUUCCACUGGCGUUUACAAAACAUUGUUAUCCCUUUUGUUCAAUAAGAGAUGGUGAUGUUUUUGUAUAUGUUGUGUCAGUGGGGACACGAUAAAGUUGACCUGUGUAUAGAAAUUUCCAGUUAAUAGUUGUUUGUUCUCGUGUCUUGCAUUUCUUUCAUUCUCUGUUUUACCGUGGAUUAGGUACGUAUUUAUUUUGUUAUUACUGGUUUCUAAGUCUAUGUGUUAUUUGUUAAUGAAUUGAACACCAAUAAAAAUGUAUUUCAU